This is a messenger RNA of Sesamum indicum (sesame), 542 nucleotides long. The record is from RefSeq and is a predicted model, not a curated record. NCBI's taxonomy places the organism in Eukaryota, Viridiplantae, Streptophyta, Magnoliopsida, Lamiales, Pedaliaceae.
CAAGAUCUUGACUCCAUGAGCCUCAAAGAUCUUCAGAAUCUUGAACAACAACUUGACACUGCUCUCAAGAACAUCCGAUCUAGAAAGAAUCAACUCUUGUACGAUUCCAUCUCCGAAUUGCAGCGAAAGGAAAAGGCAAUACAAGAGGAAAACAGCAUGCUGUCGAAGCAGAUCAAAGAGAAGGAGCAUGAAAUAGGGCAGCAGCCAGAGUGGGAGCACCAAAAUCACGGCCCUAACGCACCACAAAUGCCACCACCACCACCACCGCCGCCGUUCUUGAUGGCCACCCCCCAUCAACUCCCUGCCUUGAACAUCGGGCAUGGAUACGUUGAGGAAGCGACAGAGACGGGUACGAGGAAGAAUGAGCUUGACCUCACUCUUGAUUCACUCUAUUCAUGCCAUCUUGGAUGCUUUGCUGCCUGAAAAUUGGCCAUUUAAUUAACUUUCUGCAUGCGGGCUAAGGAAUAAUUAAUAUAUAUUCAGAGGCUUGUGACUUAAUUGUUCGUCUGUUGUUUUGUGUGUUUAAUCAAAUCUUGAUGACA